Molecule: messenger RNA, 1282 nt
Organism: Vitrella brassicaformis
Lineage: Eukaryota; Vitrellaceae
Source: the annotation of a GenBank genome assembly
CACAUUCACGGCCUGCCAUGAUGCGAGUCAAGGUCAACAGUCGCACAAACACCACAGUGCUCCGUUUCCAUCUGGCCCGCUGUCGCGUGAAUUGGUCGUGGCAGUGGCAGGCGGAUCACCAAGCACACACAUCAUGUGUUUGAUGUGACAUGAACUCGGCGACCCGCUCCCCACGCCCCCGACCAACCAUGCUUCUCCCCCAACACCCCUCAGCUACCAUCACCAGGACCCUCACAACACUCAGAAAAGUGGCUCCCUCAUGUGAUGCCUUGGUCCGUCAUCGAUUCUUCGCUGCCGCCAUCGGCCAGGUAGGGAGCCGAUUGACAAGGCUGCAAUCGGCUCCCGACCUUGCUGUGAGCGACAUGAAGGAAUCGAGGGUAGACGAUAGCGAACGAUAGCACACACCUCCCCUCGGUCGGAAUCAACAAAGCGACACACGUAUGCAGUGACGCACGCACAACUGGUCAUAUGUGUGACUUCCUCAUCAUGCAAUUCACGUCACCCUCUCUGCUCGGUGUGACACGAAGCGCAUGAGAAGGAUGUCACGCAUAUGACCAAGUGUGCGUGCAUCUGCCUGCCUACAGCUACCUCAGCCUCUCUGCUUGGUAUGUGAGGAAAAGAAUCGACGGACAGACAACCGAUGGCUCCACAGCUCGCUCCGUGGUGUCCUCAGCAGGCGAGAAUCCUCUCAACGACUAAAUGGCCACCCGUGUGCUGUCUUGUCGCACUGUGUGGCGGGCGAUGUCCGACAACCAGCAGCAAAACGGCGUCCAUCCCGACCUGCAACACACACACACACACACACACACACACACGCGACAGGUCAAGCCACAUCACCAACACGAAGGCCAUGCAUCCAUGUCUGUCUGUCUGUCUGGUCACUGCUAUGGUCAGCAUGUUCUAGGCGGUUAUCCUCAGCUCCACGUUGGUGGAGUAGGAAGAAUAACGCACGAUUGGUUGGUUCAUCAUACAACAGGCCACUUCCUGACUGAUCUCUGACUGCAAGGCCACCCCACCCUCCUUCAUAGACGCACCUGGAGGGUCCUGGUGGCGCCACAACAACACAUGCACCUGAGAGAUGGGGAUGCAAAGGCGAUAAAAGGCAUCACAGUUCAUGGAGCGUGUGUGUGCGCAAGUGCCCACCGGAAAGAGAGGCGGCGUCACUCAGCAAGUGGAGAGGAGGACCGAAGGAGGGCAGUCCAUUGAUGUGAAGCCGUCGGGAGCUCCGCUUGACAAUGUUCAUUCCGCAGCGUCAUCCACUCGACAUCACCGCGUCGUCGGC